This is a messenger RNA of Camellia sinensis, 800 nucleotides long. The record is from RefSeq and is a predicted model, not a curated record. NCBI's taxonomy places the organism in Eukaryota, Viridiplantae, Streptophyta, Magnoliopsida, Ericales, Theaceae.
UUUCUCCCAGAAUUUUGUGAACGCCCAGGAACCCAAAAUUCCAUACCCUUGGCUGGUUUUCAAUGACAAGGUUAAAGUGAAUCAGUAUUUCUCCGGGAUUCAACUGCGGUAUCUGAUUCCGUGCUUCUCUUAUUUGGAGGAAAGAUUUCUAGAGGUGGCCUGGUAAGUUUCUUUUUCCAUCUGUAGGUGAUAUUAUCAGCAAUAUCGGUUCUUGCAAAAUAUAUCCAUGAUAAUUAAUUUUCUUUCAUUUUAUUGUGCCAUAUAUUUUACUGGGAUCAUUUCCUGCUUUUGCAUCGGAUGGACACUUGAAAAUGUUGGGAGGAUACUUGGAGUUUUUCAUGAAACCUUCCUUGGCAGAUACAUAUCUAAGAUUGAAGAAUGAGCUUGAAGAACUUAUUCAAAUGAAACUUUUGAAUUCCAAGAUGGAAAUAAAAAAUCACUAUGAGCUCCUGUCAGCGGUAAGACUAUUGGUAUCAGAGGAUCAAUGUGAAGGUAGAUUUGUUUUUGGUCGCCAGGUACCAACAUCUUCAAAAAAGAUCACAAAAGAGAUGCUGCCAAGCACGCCCUUGAGAAGUAUUGAUGGUGGUGGUGAUAAUUCCAAGAACGAGCUCCAAACAUUGCUUGCCAGGGCUGGACACGGAGCACCCACCUACAAGACAACCCAACUGAAAAACAACAAGUUUCGUUCUACUGUGAUUUUUAACGGAUUGAACUUUGUUGGCCAGCCUUCCAACAAUAACAAACUUGCAGAAAAGAGUGCAGCGGGCUUCAUGCCAAUUAUAGCAACAAGCCCCAUUUAG